GUCUGGAUGUUGAUGGCAGGACAAGGGGGCGUCUGGACUAUGGGCGACGUGGUAGAGAAGAGUUUGGAAGGGCCCCUGGCACCUCCUACAGAUCAACCCUCCCAGAAAAGGGGAGACCUGGUAGAAAUCUUAAACGAGGACAAGGCAAAGUUUGACGACACGGGACUCUCCUUAAUUCUGCAGAAUGGCCUGGAGACCCUCCGAGUGGAAAAUGCUCUAACAGAUGUCAUCUUGUGUGUGGACAUUCAGGAAUUCUCCUGCCACCGCGUGGUGCUUGCUGCAGCCAGCAACUACUUCAGGGCGAUGUUCUGCAACGACUUAAAGGAAAAGUAUGAGAAGAGGAUCAUUAUCAAAGGGGUCGACGCCGAGACCAUGCACACGCUCCUGGACUACACCUACACCAGCAAGGCCCUGAUCACCAAGCAGAAUGUCCAGCGGGUCCUGGAGGCUGCUAACCUCUUCCAGUUCCUGCGGAUGGUGGAUGCCUGCGCCAGCUUCCUCACAGAAGCCUUGAACCCAGAGAACUGUGUUGGAAUACUGAGGCUGGCAGACACACACUCCUUGGACAGUCUAAAGAAGCAAGUUCAAAAUUACAUCAUCCAAAACUUUGUGCAGAUUCUGAACGCCGAGGAGUUCCUUGAGCUUCCCGUGGACACUCUGUACCACAUCUUGAAGAGUGAUGACCUGUACGUGACGGAGGAGGCCCAGGUGUUUGAGACGGUGAUGAGCUGGGUCCGGCACAAGCAGCCCGAGCGGCUCUGCUUGCUCCCCUACAUCCUGGAGUACGUGCGCUUGCCGCUUCUGGACCCGUGGUACUUUGUGGAGACGGUGGAAGCGGACCCUCUCAUCAGGCAGUGCCCCGAGGUCUUCCCGCUGCUCCAGGAGGCCAGGAUGUACCACCUUUCCGGCAACGAGAUCAUUUCUGAGCGCACCAAGCCCAGGAUGCAUGAGUUCCAGUCUGAGGUGUUCAUGAUCAUCGGCGGCUGCACCAAGGAUGAACGGUUUGUGGCAGAGGUAACCUGCCUGGACCCCCUGAGGCGCAGCCGCCUGGAGGUGGCCAAGCUCCCGAUGACGGAGCAUGAGCUGGAGAGUGAGAAUAAGAAGUGGGUGGAGUUUGCAUGCGUGACAUUAAAAAAUGAGGUCUACAUCUCAGGUGGCAAAGAAACACAGCAUGAUGUUUGGAAAUACAAUUCUUCGAUCAACAAAUGGAUUCAAAUUGAGUAUUUGAACAUAGGCCGCUGGAGGCAUAAGAUGGUGGUGCUGGGUGGCAAGGUUUACGUGAUUGGAGGUUUCGAUGGCUUGCAGAGGAUCAACAAUGUGGAGACCUACGAUCCCUUCCACAACUGCUGGUCAGAGGCUGCACCUCUCCUUGUCCAUGUCAGUUCCUUCGCAGCCACCAGCCAUAAGAAGAAGCUCUAUGUGAUUGGGGGAGGGCCCAAUGGGAAACUGGCCACGGACAAGACUCAGUGUUACGAUCCUUCAACCAAUAAGUGGAGUUUAAAGUCGUCCAUGCCAGUGGAGGCUAAAUGCAUCAAUGCAGUGAGUUUCCGGGACCGCAUCUAUGUCGUUGGCGGGGCCAUGAGAGCGCUGUACGCCUACAGCCCGCUGGAGGACAGCUGGUGCCUGGUGACGCAGCUCAGCCACGAGAGGGCCAGCUGCGGCAUCGCGCCCUGCAACAACCGGCUCUACAUCACCGGCGGGCGCGACGAGAAGAACGAGGUCAUCGCCACCGUGCUCUGCUGGGACCCCGAGGCCCAGAAGCUGACGGAGGAGUGCGUGCUGCCGCGGGGGGUGUCGCACCACGGCAGCGUCACCAUCAGAAAGUCGUACACCCACAUCCGGAGGAUCGUGCCCGGAGCCGUGUCGGUCUGA
Miniopterus natalensis is the source of this 1872-nucleotide messenger RNA. It is a transcript of the gene KLHL6, whose product is annotated as kelch like family member 6. NCBI's taxonomy places the organism in Eukaryota, Metazoa, Chordata, Mammalia, Chiroptera, Miniopteridae. Gene Ontology annotation, biological process: B cell receptor signaling pathway; germinal center formation. The record is from RefSeq and is a predicted model, not a curated record. Gene Ontology annotation, molecular function: protein binding.